Raphanus sativus (radish) is the source of this 844-nucleotide messenger RNA. RefSeq lists its product as uncharacterized. Lineage: Eukaryota; Viridiplantae; Streptophyta; Magnoliopsida; Brassicales; Brassicaceae. Bases 140 to 691 code for a protein of 183 amino acids. The transcript is spliced from 2 exons. The record is from RefSeq and is a predicted model, not a curated record.
CAUAGAAUAUAAAAAGAAGCUAUCAGAUAGAUCAUCCUCACAAUCACCAACCUUCGUUUAUUUCCCCAGUAAAAUUAGAAUUAAGAGGCAGAUUUUCAGCAAUAUUUGCUUAUAUGUUGCAUUCUUUGAUAUUUAAAUAAUGGCAGUAACUAAGGAAGGUGGACCAACACACUUCUACGAGGAAAUCGAACCCUUUUGUCGAUGGAGGAGAACGGAAGACGUCGACAUAGUUGAGCUACAUCUUCCUUCAGGUCUGAAGAAAGAGCAUCUUAAAAUACAAAUUAGCAACACCGGUAUACUAACAAUAACAGGAAGCUGUCCUGUGGACAAAACCAAAUCAAUCAAGUUUAGCAAAGAAACAAAAGUUGCAAAAAAUUGUAACAGAAAUGAGAUUCGUGCCAAGUUCUCAAAGGGAGUUUUAUAUGUGACAAUGCCAAAGACAAGCCCCACAGCUUUGUCUCCUUUUCUUGGUUCUAAGGGAAACACAUCAGGAACUCGAGACAGUAAAGCGGAUGAUGAUGGGAGUAAUAUAGAGAAGUGUGGACGUGAAUCUCAUAGUAAAUUUGGCUCAUUGAGGGAAAGACUAUGGAGGAAGCCAAUCAUUGAGGGUGUGGCAGCCGUGGUGGUUGUGGUUGUUGCUGUUGUAGGAGCGGUCAAGGCCUACCAAUGUGUUAUUGCAUCACCUGUUUGAUCAUGUUUCAAUAAUUCUACAUUGUUUCCAAUGGUAUAAUUAAAUAAAUAAAUGCGUUGUUUACUCUACAGAAUGUGUUAUUGCAUCAGCAAUAUUCUUUCAAAAAAAAGUAUCAUCAGCAGUUUAAAAAAAAGUAUCAGCAAUAUUGAUUCA